Molecule: messenger RNA, 7471 nt
Organism: Pseudophryne corroboree (corroboree frog)
Lineage: Eukaryota; Metazoa; Chordata; Amphibia; Anura; Myobatrachidae
Exons: 9
Coding region: 191-3202 (1003 amino acids)
Source: RefSeq, a predicted model, not a curated record
CGAUUCUGACGAUCCGAUGCGAUGCCGAUGUGCGGUCCCAAGUGUUCGGCAUCGCAAGCCUAGAUAGACUGUGAAGAAUUGAAAGUGGAGCAGGAGAUCGGAUUGCAUGGACUGUACCUCUGGGAUGUUGGCAUGUCAACUUGUUUAACCAGUCUUAUAGGACAGAAGCUUUUGUUUGUUAAGGGCAGAUAUGGAGGAUGCAUCUGUUGCUUCCUAUGAUGAAUCCUCUUCUGAAGAUAAUAAUCAGUCUAUGAAUGGAGAAUCCAUAGGCCUAUCAGAAGAUCUAGAUACUAAAAGCCUUCUAUCAGAUCUUGUAAAUGGGUCUGAUUUGCCUCCAUCAGUCGUGGAGAAGGUUGCAGCAAGUGACCAAUUGAAACUGGAGGAGAACUUGGAGUCAGAAGACCUUAUUAACAAUAACAAAGGUGCAUCUGAGCAAGUGUCUUUCGCAGACCAAAGACUUGUAACUUCAAGGGAUGCUACAGCAAUCAACGAUCAACUAUCCUUUGCAGACAACCAUACGCAACUGUCUUUUAUGCAAUCUGAAGACAUGGAAUAUAAAGAGAUUCUUAAUACAGUACAUGACUCCGCUCACUGUUCGGAUAGAAAGAGGGAACAAGAUGGGGGAGAACUGUACAAUGGGCAAACAAAACAUGUUUUAGUAAAUCACGCCAUAAAAAGGGUCGCUGGGGAUAUAGAAGGUACUGGCACAAUAUCUCCAGAUGAGAAGGACAAUGAAGAGAUCAGCAUGGAGACAACAGUUUGGACAGAGAUGCAUGACCCCAGCAAAGAGGAUUUGUUAAGUCUUAAGCAAAAUCCAGAGGAUCAAAAGGAAUCCAACCAAGCUGAGUUUAGCUUAUAUGAAAAGCCUGAAGAAAAAGACUUCCUGAAAUUAAAGAAUUCUAAAUAUGAAGCUAUAUAUCUCUCAGAGACGUUUGCUGAGCAUAACAGUGAGUUGACUAUUUCAAACAAAGCUUCGGUACCGAAUGUUGGCACACCUAUAAGGUCCCAGGAUUUAUUUGAAGAUACUUGUAAUAAUUUAUUCUCUGACAUCUGUAAUGAAACUAUACAUAUUGCAAAUAAUUCAGAUGUGAAAAAUUCUGGCAAACACUUACAGGACAGUAAACGUAAUGUUAUGUCUGGUAUGAAUGAGACAGUACCUGGUGUAGGGCACCUUGGUUUGUUGGUAAACAGCACGACUUGUGAAACCGAAAAACCCAUAAAAUCUCGCUCCCUUGAUUUCCAGUCGAAGCACGCUGAUUUACCAAAAUCCAACGGUACUAGAACAAGUAAGAGGAAAACGGAGCAUCAACUCUUAAAAGGUGGAAGAUCAGGGCUGCAAUAUGAAAUCGAUACCGAUUCACAUGAGCUGGAGUUUGUUGAAAAGGAGAACCUUUCUGAAAAAGAAGAAAGCAGCGAAGAAGACAACAUAGAUAAUUCUCCUCAUUACGGCGGCUCAAGAGACCGUCUCGAUCACAGAAAAGAAAGGCAUCAAUAUGUGUCGGACAAAUUAGACCCCGAUGUCCUACACCUUCUUGAAAUGCAUCUACGCAAACAGCAGCUGGUUGACAUUAAGGAAGAAGGAGAAGAAGAACUGCUAGAUGUGCACAUUAACAAAGAGAAGUCCCGAUCGGAAUCGUUCAAGCUGUUGCGGAAUAUUCCUCCGGUGUUAGAUAUGGUUCUUGAAGAGCCUGAGCUGGAACAUGCCGUAGAGCUGUUAGAAGAAGGCAGCAAAACCCCUUCAGAUAUAGAUUCUGAUGACAGCAGCAAUAUCUGUGCUAUGGAAAUGUGUCUAAUGGAGUCUCUGCAACAUGAUUUAUUGAGUAAAAGUAGCAAGAUCGAUAAGCAUGAGAUAGCUAGCAUUCUCCAAACGGCGAGUCCUGAAAUGUCUGGAGAAAACAAAAGCAAACAGAAGGCAGGCACACUGCAUUAUAAAGACAGCAACAUUAAAUGUGAAAGCAGUAAAACUACAGAAGCCGAUACUUACAUAGCACAAGCAAGAGAGCCAAGUGGUCCAGAGAUGAUAACGGCAAUUUCUACAGUACAGGGAGACUUUGGCUCUGACUUUGGCUCAGAACAUGCCGCACUGGGAAAUGCCCUUGAUAGUGGAGAGCAGACAGAUUUUAUUCUUUCUGAUUCGGGGAGAGGGGCGCCUGAUCCGUCUGUACCACUUGGUGACACAGUAGACUUUGUUAGUAUGGGCCCACCAGGCCAGUCAUGCCUAUGUGUUGACUCUGUACCCUCCGACGUACAUGAGAAGAGACUAUCAAGUGUAGUGACCCAUUCUACACACACAGGAACAACACUACAUGGAAGUAAAGAAGAUGCCUUUACUGGGUCUGAAACUACUUUUAUAGAGUCUGUGAAAACUGAAAACACCUCAGGUUUAUCAUGCCCCACAGCUGCUGGAGACCUGAAACCGCAUGAUAACACUGAACCCUAUUUGGAAACUAAAAUACCAUCUUUGGUCGAUGGUUGUCAGAAAGCUCCUAUCCAUUGUCGAAGUGACAACGAUGAUUUUAUAACUGGAAAUUAUUCUACUCCGCAACAUGAUGGCAUAGCCAAAGCACUGGGAAGUGAAGAGAUUAGCCUCACAGACCUCACCAAAGAUCUACAGGCACAUGUGAAAUCUGCAAAUGAACCAAUCUCUGCAGAAAUGAGUACACUACAUUUAGAUCUAGAAGAGAAGAUUUUGUCUAUCCUAGAGAAAGCCCAUGCUGCUGAUUGCAGAUCGUCUCAUCUACAAGCUGAAGCUGAACUACUGUGGAAAGAGAGCGUAGAGUUAAGAAAUGAAUGUAAGUCUCUCUCUAAAGAAGCAGCGGAACUUCUAUCAAUAUUCACUCAGCAAACAUCUGUGCACAGGCAUCCGACAAGACCCGGCGCACACCAGGCAAAGGCUGGAGGCAGCAUUCCUAGCGACACUAAACCAAGUAACAAGGAAGCACUCGGUAGUAGCAGUAAGGCUAAUCCCAGGAAUAAGAAGAAGGGAGAAGACCAGCUUCAGCUCUUGAGCAAAAAAUACAACUUUUUACGGCAAGAAGCGCCUGAAAUCAUGCGGGAUCUCCAUGUCCUGCAGCGGGACUUAAAGAACCUCCCUCCACAUCAUAGCAAGCCUGUCAGCGUUCUUUUCAACUUGCUGUGGGGCAGCCUGAUCACCGGUGGUACCAUGCUCUUUGUGUGGUGGAUGAAUAAGCAGCUGGGCUGAGCGCUCUCUCCGUACCCGGUGACUGCAAUCCUUUCUGACGGAACCUGCAGGACACAUACUACAAAGGUUGCUGAAUCAAGGAUGUGCAUUACCUCAAAGCAUACAGUCAUGGCGAUGUAUGUGCCGGAUUAAUGUGUCCUCAAGAAAAAAAAAACACUUAAUUUCCCAGGAUGCCUACAUUUCAUUGCAUUGCAGACUUCUAACUCUGUUAAACUGUGUUCAAUUAAGAAAACAAGGAGAUAGAGCAUAUCAACUUUAAAGAGAAAACAGGCAACAUGUAUUAUUCAGCUUCAACAAAUCUACUGACAAACAAUGUGACUCAAGUUAUCUAUAUAUGGGAAAAAAAAAUCGCCUAACAGCAUUGAAUGUUGACAUUUGCCCCCCUAAAUGCACAGUUACAUUGAACUUUUAUGUAUAUACAACAUAGCACGCAGAAAACGGGAUCUAUGACUUUAAUUGUACUGUAUUAUCAAACCUCAUGGCGAUAUGUACUAACAACUUUACUGCUCAUUCCAUUAAGGAGAACAGCCACUGAAGAGAUCUCUAUGUAAACCAUUCCACCCUCUGAGUCCUUCCCUUGACACCCUGCUAAAGAUGUGUUUUCCAGGUCCGCGGCUGAAGUAUGAUCAAAGUUGAAACCAUUGUUUUCAGUUGGGUGUUCUACGUCCCUAGAAACUCCCCAGUUCUUUGUGAAGUCCUCAGCCGCAGUGUCUUGGUUAUACAUCCUUCUAUUUCAGCCAUGCUGGGGUAGAGUAAGUCUACCUGUCAAGGGAAGAGACGACUGUGGUUAAAAAAAAGCAUGGAGGUUGUAUUGUUUUCAGCUGUUCAGAGAUAAGAGAAGUAAUGAGUGGCUAACUGGUUGUAUGAGUAACCCCAAUCCUACAUCUCCAGCAAGGAGUGAUAUCAUAUUGCUAAUACAACUGUCACAAAAUACUAUUUCACAGUAAUAUCACUGUAACAGUGUCUUAUUGCAUUACAUAGUAUACACACACUACAUAAUUGGUGCCCCAUAUUACUGUGUCAACCUUUAAUGGAUAUUGUAUCCUAAAGUGUGGCAUUUUUGGCAUUCUCAUAAUCCUCCUGCAAUUAACAGGCUUAAAAUAGCCAGUGGUAAAAUAAUAAUAAUAAUAAUAUUUAUGCCUUGAACAAUUCUAUUACUCAAGUGUCACCGCAGUGUUCUUCUGAUUAAUAGAUUUCCCAGAUUUCUUAAAUUGUGCUUUACUAAACGUCAUCGUCGCUCACAUGGGGUAUCACAAUGCACAACUGAAAAGUGACUGAAUGUGUUUUAAAUAAAACGGAACACUGCAUUGUACACUGAUGACCCCUUGUACAGUUUAGUACAGGCCUGGCCAACCUGUGGCUCUCCAGCUGUUGUAAAACUACAAGUCCCAUCAUGCUUUGCCACAGUUUUGCUAUUAAGGAAUGCUAAAACUGUGGCAGGGCAUGCUGGGAUGUUUAGUUUCACAACAUCUGGAGAGCCACAGGUUAGCCAAGCCUGGUUUAGUACAUUACUAGGGGUUUUGUUAAACGCAGCCGUGUUGGCCUUGUACACAUAAAUGGUUAAUAAUAGGUGAGCACCUGACCCACAGCAAGGUCUCUUGUUGCAGGAGCUCCAGGGAGAUAAAUAAAAGCAGACACUUUAGGUUCUCUUACGUUCUAGGUACGUAUUCCCCUUAUUUCUAAGAUGAUAACUUGCAGCAUAUCAGUCAUGUCUAAACACCAAGAAAGUGCACAGUCCAACAGGUGGGCAAAAGUCCAUAGAACAUUGUAGAAGUUUCCGCCAUAAAUAUUAAUUAUGCGAGUUUUUUUUUUUUUUUUUUUUUUUUAUUUAGGUGAAACUAAUUAUGAAGCUAAAAUAAGGUGAAUUUUCUUUACAAAAUUAACAGGUGAUAAAUUAUAAUUAAACAUUUAUUUCUAACAACCAGUUUAUGGAAGGACAGUGGCAUCACUAGAGGGGCGCAAACCGCACCGGGUGACACCAAGCCGGGACCUGGCCGUGCAUGAUAACGUCACAGUGUAGCUCCCAGUCCCUGACAAGGAGCUGGCAGUGUGGGGAGCGUCCACUACUGUGCAUGCCCCAGAGUGAUGCCAGGGGGGAUGGGCUGUGAGUCCAUGAUCCCUCCCCCCAUACGCCCACCCUUGAAAAGGGCCACUCCCCUUUUGGGUCCGUCUAAUGUAUUGAAUUACACCAAUCCUAGUGACACCACUGAUUCCAGAUAAACCGUUUGGUUACUGUACAUCUCUUGCUAUAAGUAAUAGAGUAGCAGAGACGCCAUUUUUUGAGUUAGUGUAAUAAUAGCGAGGGUGAGUUUAUUAGAAACUCCAUUGAUAGAUUGUGUUGAUGGUAAAAUUUGCAGCCACUUUCAAAUUAGUACAAAUGAAUUGCUCUCUUGGGUUCAGAUAUUAUCACUUGCCUAUCCCCUGAACUAGAGUAAAAUAUAUAUAUAUAUAUAUAUAUAUAUAUAUCAGAAUAAUUCCACAGGAUUGUUUCAGACAAUUAUUCUUUAUUAAAUGCACGGAUAAGAUAUUUUUCAAAUAAAUAGAAUAAUAACAACAAGUUGUUUGACGCGUUUCGCAGGAUGGCUGCCCACUUUAUCAGAAAAGCGUGCUGUUAUUUUAUGUAAACACUUGGUUUCUCUGGAAUCCUCGUUUUAAAGGGUCAGGGACAUAGAUGAUAUACAGGUCUCAGUGACAAUCCUCCUGCUGUAAUUAUCACAUUUAUUGGAAAAAAAAAAAAAUCUAAUUCAGGUAUUUAAUAAAGAAUAACUAUUUGGAAUACAUUCCUGUGGAAUUAUUCCGUUAUAUUUUAAAAGAACAUGACUAUACCUGCGCCCAAGAGAGCAUCUCCUUAGUACUAUAUAGCGUUUAUUAGAAACAAUAGCAUUAAAAGACCCUCCUUUAGGAAGUGUAACAUUGAAUUUGAUAUUGUAUUAAUCCAAGAUGAUUUUAAAGUGGAACCCGCUCCUUCUCACAAAAAAAGGCAGCCAUUUUGUGGGAAUCAAAAUACAGCCUAUCAAUUCACUAGAUACUGGUGAGUAAUGAUGGUCCGCAUGUUACUGAAUGGCGGUUUCAGACCACAAAAUGGCUGCUCCAUCAUGUGACAAACCGAUUCUUUCAGAAAGUAAGAUGUUAGACUUUUAUAACACUUUCUGACAUUAAAAUUUUAUUAAUAUAUCAUGGAGUUAGUUUCUCCUAAAAUAUGCCUAUGGAGUAUAAAAAAUCAUGUGUGAGAUAUAUAUAUAUAUAUAUAUAUAUAUAUAUAUAUAUAUAUAUAUAUAUAUUAGCAUAGUCGAUGGAUAUCUGUCAAGCAAAUGCUGAAAGGACACCGUGAGGCAUAUAGAAUGUGUACGUUUAAUAGUUUACAGCCAAACGGCAUGGAAAUCCAAUUCCAAGUCCUCAAGGGAGAAGUUGCCCUGACACGUAUGUGCCUCCUUUUAUACAUGUAAAGCUAUAUUUAACACAUAUUUAUGUAUGAAAUGCUAAACUUGUAAACUAACCUUAAGACCCCUCCUCAGCGCCGUUUUUUUAUAGAUAUAUAGACUGACAAGGUGUUUUGCGCUUUCUGAAAAUAAGACUGGCAGGACUACAUGUUGGAUAGUACAUAAAGGCACCAGGAUCCUCUCUGCGGACAGCAGUAGGCAGAAAGGCCAGCGUCUCUGUUCAGCAAGGGCUGAAUAUUUGUGCAGGUCAGCACCUAACUAUUGCAGCAUGGCAGCUUCUCAUUGCGAAAUAAGGGUGGGGUAGCAUGGUCAUGGUGUGUUUCCUUAUUUUACUAGUUCUGCACAUACUGAAUGGCAUGUGGUCCUAAAUGCAUUUUCCACUAAUAGAUAUUUUUCCAUUAUAUUCUGGCUUGUGUAUAGAAUAGUGAUACUUUGUGUUCUCGUGUCUCAUUUUGUUUGUUUAAAGUGUUUCUUAUCUACAAAAGGUUUUGUGUUUUUAUAUAUAUAUAUGCAUCCUUGUUUCCUACCCCAGUUACCUUUUUUUUUUUUAUACAGUGUUUUCUCGGUUAUUGUUUUGCUGUACUGAUGUGUCUUGAUUAUUUGUUACGCCAAAAAUGUAGUUGUUUAAUGUCCUAUCUGGAUAAUUGAUAUGUGCGCCGAAACGGCUUGAUAGUGCAUGUUGAUAUCGUGAGCACGUUUCCAGUUUCACCUCAUACAUGGCACACGCAGCCCCAGAACCAACACUCCUCUAUGUUACAAGAUCUAGUUUACCUGUAACUUUAUGCAAGUUAAUGAGACUGUAUCAAUAAAAAGCUUGUGUGAAAAAGAA